AGGGAGAACAAAAGACACAGAGAAGUAUAAAUCCCCAGCAGGGAUCCUCUGCUCACUGACAGGGACUGGACAGCUCCUCCACAGACAGACAGAGAAAGAGAGAGAGGCUGGAACAGUGUGAAAGAGAAACAAAAGACAGAUACAGCAAAAUAGAAGAAAGAAAAACAACAAAGAGCUAUAGAAUAUUACAGUAACUGUAGCCUGAAUAUGAAUCUCCACAGCAUCCUGCUUGCUCUAUACCUACUGGAGGCACACGCAGCCCCACUGCAUCAACCAUCCGCACAAAACAGAAACCAGUUUCAUGUUUUGAAGAGGCAUUCCCCUUUACAGUCACGCUCAUGGGUCCGUAACCCUCAUACAAAGGGCUUACUUCAGGAUUUAUGGAACCCCCCUCGAUGUGGUGUGCCAGAUAUUCCAGCACCAAAAGACUCUCUAAAUGGACGUAACCGUAAUAAAAGAUUUGUAUUGUCUGGAGGGCGCUGGGACAAAACAAAUUUAACAUACAGGAUUAUCCGGUUUCCAUGGCAACUCAAUAAGGCAAAGGUGCAACAAACUCUUGCUGAAGCUUUCAGGGUAUGGAGUGAAGUGACCCCCUUGGUUUUCACAGAGGUCUAUGAGGGGCGAGCUGACAUUACCAUUGACUUCACACGGUACUGGCAUGGAGACAAUCUUCCAUUUGAUGGACCUGGUGGAAUUUUGGCACAUGCCUUCUUUCCUAAAACUCACAGAGAAGGGGAUGUACAUUUUGACUAUGAUGAAGCUUGGACCAUUGGGAAUAAUUUGGGCACAGACCUUCUGCAGGUAGCUGCCCAUGAGUUUGGGCAUGUCCUGGGGUUGCAACACUCUUCUGUUUCUAAGUCAUUGAUGUCUCCGUUCUACACAUUCCGCUACCCACUAAGCCUAAGUGCAGAUGACAGGCAUGGCAUCCAGUUUCUGUAUGGGACCCCUCCUCUGCCCACCCCCUCACCCAGCCCAGAGGUUGAGCCAAACCAAACAGAGAGUGAGAGCAACGAAAUCCCAAACUUAGAGCCAGAUGCUUGUUACACAGAUUUUGAUGCCGUUUCCACCAUUCGUGGUGAACUGUUUUUCUUCAAGUCUGGUUAUGUUUGGCGCCUGCGCAAUGGGAUUCUGCAGAAUGGUUAUCCAGCACUAGCAUCGCGUCACUGGAGAGGAAUCCCAGAAUCUGUGGACGCUGCAUUUGAAGAUUCUGUGGGCAACAUCUGGUUUUUCUACGGUCCUCGGUACUGGGUCUUUGAUGGAAAGUUGGAAGCCUCAGGACCCCUACCCAUCUCUGACCUGGGACUAUCUGUGGCACAUGUCCAAGCUGCCUUCAUGUGGGGCAAAGAUAAGAACAAGAAAACCUACUUGUUUAGAGGAGCAGAGUACUGGCGCUUUAACCCACAUACCCGUCGCCUAGAGAGUGGACACGCACGUAGCAUGGCGAACUGGAGAGGAGUACCCACAAGUAUUGAUGCAGCAUUUCAGGAUGAACAAGGUUUUGCUUAUUUCGUAAGGGGACGGCACUACUGGAAGUUUGACCCAAUCCAGUUGCGAGUGUUGGAUGGAUACCCCCGCCUGAUCAGCCAAGAUUUUUUCAAUUGUGGAACCACUCUCACAUCUUCCAACACACUGCGAUGAGAAUGUGUACCUUCUCUAGAAAUUAUUUGUUUACCAACAGGUCAUUACAGGAAUUCAGUCAGCAUUUUUUUCCAAGUGCCAUGGAAGUACUCUUGACAAAAUCCUUGCACAGUUGAUCCUGGACUUAGACUGCACUGUAUAUUCUAUGUAAGAAUCUUUCUCUCCACUACACCUGUACCCUGGCCUUUCAGAAUUUUCAGUAGCCUUAUGACCAGCUGCUAAAAUACAUAAAUACCUAGAGUGUUUUGUAAAUGACUGUAUGACUACAGCACUCCACAUCACUGUCAACAGAUUUAAAGAAAACUUUUUUUUUUUUUUGGCAUGAAUCAUUCAUCAGAUGUAACAUUGGACAGAGUUGUAAAAUGAACAAUAGAUUCUCUGUAUCUAGGAUUGUGUAUAAUUAGCUGCCUGAGUAACAGCAAUGUAUGAAAACACAAUUGUUGUCUCAUUGGUCAAGAAGUGAGUUAACCAUUUUACUGACUGUAGUUGUUGCAAUUGACGCCACUGAAAAAAGUGUUUAUUUUUGUAUUUUCAUAUGUCUUUGUUUAUACGCUACCAAUACCUCUAUCAGUGCUGGACACUGAUCUUAAGUCAUUGGUAUGAUUAAUAUUGUUGGAGCUGUCCAGGAGACCAAUUAGCCUUCAGUCAAAUGUAAGACGUGUUACAUAACAUCAACAUAACUUUGCGAAAAAAGAGUGGGUUUAGAAUUGUGAAUCCUGUGCAUGGAAUUCUAAAACUCAAAGAAGCUCUGACAACUGAACUAUGCAAAGAGAUAAAUGCAACAGAAAACCUGUGUUAUUUCAAGUACAAUACUGAAUAGCAGAACAUAACACGUAAGAAAGUUAUUUGAUAAAAGGUAAAACUACUUAAGUAUUGUGUUGUUCAUUCUCCAACCUUUUAAAGACACUGAGUGGACAUUGUUGCAAUAUGGGAAAUACACGUGAAAAGACACAAGAGCCUUGGGUAAAACGUCCCUCUUCAUCGUGCUUAAAAUGCUUAAAGGGACAUGAAACCCCAAAAAAAUCUUUCAUGAUUCAGAUAGAGAAUACAAUUUUAAACAACUUUCCAAUUUACUUCUAUUAUUUAAUUUGCUUUCUUCUCCUGUUAUCUUUUGCUGAAAGGUUUAUCUAGGCAAGCUCAUGAGCAGCAGAGAACCUAGGUGUUGAUUGGUGGUUGCAUAUAUUUAUAUCGAUUGUGAUUGGCUCACCCAUGAGUUCAGUUAGAAACCAUUAGUGCGUUGCUGUUCUUUCAACAAAUGAUAGCAAGAGAAUGAAACAAAUUAAAUAGAAGUAAAAUAGAAAGUUGUUUA
Molecule: messenger RNA, 2947 nt
Organism: Bombina bombina (fire-bellied toad)
Lineage: Eukaryota; Metazoa; Chordata; Amphibia; Anura; Bombinatoridae
Gene: MMP11
Product: matrix metallopeptidase 11
Exons: 8
Coding region: 208-1638 (476 amino acids)
Biological process (GO): proteolysis; collagen catabolic process; extracellular matrix organization
Cellular component (GO): extracellular matrix
Molecular function (GO): metalloendopeptidase activity; zinc ion binding
Source: RefSeq, a predicted model, not a curated record